Drosophila obscura is the source of this 1046-nucleotide messenger RNA. RefSeq lists its product as uncharacterized. Gene Ontology annotation, biological process: septate junction assembly. The record is from RefSeq and is a predicted model, not a curated record. Lineage: Eukaryota; Metazoa; Arthropoda; Insecta; Diptera; Drosophilidae. The coding region runs from base 170 to 565 and encodes 131 amino acids. The transcript has 3 exons.
GAGCAGCAAUCAGUUUACGUUCCGCUUUGCUCGUGUACACGCUGAACGGUUCCCAGAUCCCAGAUCCCAUCCAUCCAAUCCAGAUAAAUACUUGUCGACUCGCAGAUCGGGGAGCGUCUUCAAACUGGAUCACAUCUUCGAGGACUACCAUCGUCAACAGUUUCACAAAAUGUCGCACGGCGAGCGUAAAGGUCGCCUCAAUGUGGUCAAAUUUCUGGAAUUGGGGUUUGCUGUGGCCUGUUUGGUGCUGCACUUUUACAGCUUUAACGAUCGGGAUAUUAUGACAUCGUUUCUGGCCACCGGCACCUUCACGGGCUACAUUAUCGUGGUGAUUGGUGUGUUUGCUGGCGUGCUGAUGCGGGCACCCAUCCACAAGCGCAUCGACAUAUUCUUCAGCGUCCUGGGCUGCGCUCUGUUUGUGGCAAGCGGUGUGUUCAUCAUCGAGGCCUGGGAGUUCUCCUUCAGGACACGGACACGCGACCUGGCGCUGAUCAAGGCCUCACUGUCGAUCGUCAAUGGCGUGAUGUUUGGCUUCGAUGCCAUCUUCACCUUUCGUGACAAGUGAAAACAUUUAUUUUGUGUUUUUUUUUCUCUCUCUUUCAUAUGCAUUUAAUAGGCCAUAAGUCGAUCCAGAUUCAGAGUUAAUUUACUCUCAUUUAUUUAUAUAUUUUUUACUCAAACAUUCGCUCUUUAGAAUAACACUAACCACACAUACAACUGAAUAGCUUACAACUUACUCGCGAGCUCCCCCCCCCCCCCAAGUUCUUUCCUGCCCAACGUGCUGUGGUGCUGUGCUGUGCGGUGCUGAUGGUGAUGGUGUUUUAGUGGUGUCUUAGAUUAAUGCAACGGCAGAGGUUAUAGCCACUCUAGCGCUUUCCCUCGGGUGCAUUUCUUAGAGUUUAACACAAUUGCAAAUUAGCGACACUAGCGAUUGGAUGCAUCCGAAUGAUGCACUUAUGAUUGUUACAAUUUCAGAUUGCUUUUGCCUUUGCCACAAAAAAGGAUCUUAGAUUACAUUUUUUGCAUACGUUUCAGAUCCAUGCGUC